AUGCAAACUCAAUUGAGUACCCUGCAAGAAUCUGUGGACCAUCAAAAUUCAUACCUUCAAGCACUCCACAGAUCCCUUGACGACGUUGACAAUAGGGUGUUCCGAAAUAAUUUGAGAAUUUGCAGCCUCCCAGAAAACGAACAAGAAGAUAUUUACACAACGCUGUGUGAACGCUAUAGUUUGAUACUGGACAAGCCCUUGGACAACUCCAUACCCCUGGACAGAGCUCAUAGGGCGUUGAAACCCACGGGCACAGUGUCCGACAAGCCCAAGGAUGUUAUCUGA
Pelobates cultripes (western spadefoot toad) is the source of this 285-nucleotide messenger RNA. The record is from the annotation of a GenBank genome assembly. Lineage: Eukaryota; Metazoa; Chordata; Amphibia; Anura; Pelobatidae.